Molecule: messenger RNA, 762 nt
Organism: Exophiala xenobiotica
Lineage: Eukaryota; Fungi; Ascomycota; Eurotiomycetes; Chaetothyriales; Herpotrichiellaceae
Exons: 2
Coding region: 1-762 (253 amino acids)
Molecular function (GO): arylformamidase activity
Source: RefSeq, a predicted model, not a curated record
AUGAACCCAGACCGCAAGCCCUGCACCCACAGAAUCAAGGUUAAGCCACAGAGCAACGACGAUGAAUUAACAAUCAAUACCCAAGGUUCAAGUCAUUGGGAUGGACUGAGGCACGUCGGGUAUCAAAUAUCGAGGAGAUUUUACAACAACACGACACAGGAGGAUAUCUCAGGAAGUAAUCCUAACCAUCGCUGCGGCAUUCAAGCCAUUUCAAGAAAGUCUAUUGCAGGGCGAGGAGUCCUCCUAGACUAUCGAAGAUGGGCAAACAAGCAGGGCGUCACCUACAAUGCAUUCACCACACAUCGUAUCAAGAAGAGCGACCUAGUGCAAUGCGCUCGGGAUCAGCAGACCGAGUUCAAGUUAGGAGAUAUCCUGCUCAUCCGUACAGGCUGGACAGAAGACUACCUCCAAUAUAACGACUUGGAGAAGCAAGAGCUAGCUCGCCGACCCCGUCGCCAGUUUGUAGGGGUAGAGAACUCACUCGAGAUGGCUCAAUGGCAUUGGGAGACGGGCUUUGCUGCCGUUGCUGGAGAUACCAAUGCAUACGAGGCUUGGCCACCAGACCAGGGCUCUGAUCUCAAGCACGCCCUUCAUGAGGUGUUCCUCGCUGGCUGGGGGAUGCCCAUCGGAGAGGUGUGGGACUUGGAGAGUUUGGCUGAAGAAUGUCAGAGACAAAAGAAGUGGAGUUUCUUUCUCGCUAGCCAACCCCUGGACGUCCCGGGUGGGAUAGCAAGUCCUAGCAAUGCUCUGGCCAUUCUUUGA